This is a messenger RNA of Aspergillus bombycis, 2349 nucleotides long. RefSeq names its product putative DNA repair protein. NCBI's taxonomy places the organism in Eukaryota, Fungi, Ascomycota, Eurotiomycetes, Eurotiales, Aspergillaceae. Gene Ontology annotation, molecular function: 5'-3' DNA exonuclease activity; damaged DNA binding. The transcript has 9 exons. Bases 1 to 2349 code for a protein of 782 amino acids. The record is from RefSeq and is a predicted model, not a curated record. Gene Ontology annotation, biological process: interstrand cross-link repair; protection from non-homologous end joining at telomere; double-strand break repair via nonhomologous end joining.
AUGUCGACCUUUGACGGGAUCGUCCAUGAAUUCCCUUAUAUUCAGAUCGAUUACUUUCGCAAGAAUACAGAUAGGCCUCCUCCACUGGCAGGCUUUCUCAGCCAUGUCCACAGUGACCAUCUCCAGGGCUUGGAGUCCUUCCGAGCUCCAUUCAUCUACUGUUCGGUAGCAACUAGAGAGCUGCUCUUGCACAUCGAGAAAUAUCCCCACCGCAUGAAUUUCAGUAAAGGCAUCCUUGAAUCCCGGAGGCUGCAUUACAAACACCUAUCCAAGCUUUUGCGACCGAUCCCACUAAACACGCCGACGAUGAUCGAACUUACCCCUCAGCUAUCUAUCCGAGUUACCCUAUUAGACGCCAAUCACUGCACAGGGGCGGUGAUGUUUCUCAUCGAAGGUAGUGGUAAAUCCAUUCUCUACACCGGCGAUAUUCGUGCGGAAUCUUGGUGGGUCAACAGCCUUAUCCGGCAUCCGGUUCUCAUUCCAUACACUCUAGGUGAUAAACAACUGGAUAAAAUCUAUCUCGACAGUACGUUUGCCCGCCACUCGUCCAUAUACCGUACAUUCCCAUCCAAGGCAAAAGGAUUAGCGGAACUUCUGCAGAAAGUGGCAUCCUACCCAGAGGACACUACGUUUUACUUCCGAGCAUGGACUUUCGGAUACGAGGAAGUCUGGAUGGCACUUUCUGCUGCUCUCAACUCAAAGAUCCAUGUGGAUCGGUACCAAAUAGGCCUGUAUAGGUCACUCGUUUCCGCUCAGAAGGGGACCGGCGAAGCAUCUGCUCUUUGUGGCUUUGAGCUUGGAAAUAGAUUUGUUCCUGGCUGUCUGAGCGAAGACGAAGGAUGUCGCAUCCACAGCUGUGAGCCAGGCGUACAAUGUUCGGUGAUUUCUUCAAAGAAACCGGUUUAUAUAAUCCCGAUAGUUAGUCGAACGAAUGACGGCUCGGAAAUACCCGAAAUUGUGGCUGGAGGCGGAGGUGGUGACCUGUAUCAGAUUCAUGAGCUCGAGAUCCCGAACGAGUUGGCAUUAGAGCAGCUGGACAAACUUUGUCUCGAAAGAAUCCACGAUUCACAAACACUCUCGAAGACGCGAGAGGCGCUUGUCGGGGCCUUCAAGUCCAAAAGCAAAGCACUCCAACUUGAUCGUUAUGGGAUGAAAGAUGAUCAUGACAUACCCGUAGAAAGCUUAGUGAAUAUCCUCAGUCAACACCGUUACCAUGACAAAGAUUGGCCCAAUAAGAACCAAGGAUCAACAGGACAACAUGAUACGUUAGGAAAUCCACUUCCAAAAGUUAUUCACUUUCCAUAUUCACGCCACUCAUCCUACGUAGAAUUAUGCGAGCUGGUCUCCGCAUUCAAACCAAAAGACAUAUACCCUUGUACAGUGGAUCCUCUAGCGUGGGACGAGGACGUCUCCAUGCAAAGUCUCUUCGGCCAUCUAUGCUCAGGAACGGAAUUCACCCACGACCAUCACAUGCGAGACAUGCUGGAGAACGACGAAGACCUCCGCUCAAGGAAACGAGCUCGCUACGAAGAGCCCGCAUCACAAUCGAGCCAGCUAUCCAGUACAUCCGACAUCAUACCCAGAGCCCCAAUGGAUUUCUCCACCAGAAACCCCGGCGACGAUACAAGCCAGAUAGAAGAGCCCCAGGCCACACCAAUCCCCAACCAGACACAACAAACUCGCAAGAGGAAACACAGCCGCAACCAAGCCUCCGCAAAGCCCACACUGCAAAACCAAACAUACUCUCAUCCUCAAUCAACCCGAGCAACAGAAAAAGCCAGACAAAACGAGGUCCGCCAAGCAUGGCACUUCCUGAACAACGCUCGCUCGGACCAAACCCCAUUCCACCUUGGCUCUCUCCCCUCUUCAUGGUCUACCGAAGAAGACAAGGAGCCCGACUAUCAGGGGAAGACCACCGCAGAUGGAGAGACACCGCAUCACGUCGAUGAGCUAUCUGACAGUGACCUCGACACAAACGUCGACGUUGAUAUCACGGACAACAAUAUCGAAGAACCAGAACCAGGGCCAGCACGCCAAUUCAGCCCUUCACUCUCCAUCUCCUCUUCCGCCUUUGCAUCCCAAGAACAGCUGUUGGGGCCAGCCAGUGAUAUGGGUUUUGAUGGUGUAUUUGAGGAGCAUAUCGAAACUCCAGAACAACUAGAGGUUCAGACUACGGCGUCUUUAUCAACAGAUGCCCGGACGGCUAAUACCCUAAAGCGAAGCAGCAGCUCGUCCCGGGCACGGAGAGCCGCAUAUCUAGCUGCUAAAGCGGAUAGUUACGAGGCCUGGGCGUCGAUGGGGCUUGUUUCAGCGGGGGACAAUCACACGGAAGAGGAGAUCGAGCUAUAA